Messenger RNA from Trichomonas vaginalis G3, 306 nucleotides. RefSeq lists its product as uncharacterized. The record is from RefSeq and is a predicted model, not a curated record. Lineage: Eukaryota; Parabasalia; Trichomonadida; Trichomonadidae. The coding region runs from base 1 to 306 and encodes 101 amino acids. The transcript has a single exon.
AUGCUCAAACUACUCCUCGGUCUAAUCCUCAGACUCCUCCUCAGAUUAUGCUCAGAUUAUCCUCAAACUCCUCAGACUACUCCUCAAACUCCUCAGAUUAUCCUCAAACUCCUCAGAUUAUCCUCAAACUCCUCAGAUUAUCCUCAAACUCCUCAGACUAAUCCUCAGACUCCUCCUCAGAUUAUCCUCAAACUCCUCAGUCUAAUCCUCAAACUCCUCAGAUUAUCCUCAAACUCCUCGGAUUAUCCUCAAACUCCUCGGAUUAUCCUCAAACUCCUCAGAUUAUCCUCAAACUCCUCAGUCUAA